GUUCCUGCGACGAUGAAUGAACAGAAACAGAAAGUUGUUGUUGCUGUUCUGUUGUAAACUGUCAGUUUAAUAUUAUAUUGUUUAUUAAUUUCUUAUCGUUACGAGGGUCGAUGUAUAAAAUUCAGAACACUUUAUUUUCGUCUACAUUCAAAUAUGAACAAAAAGCGAAAAAGAAAUUCAGAGUCGACAAUUAUAGAGAGUUUUAAAAAUCGAGAAAAUAAACAUUAUAAUAGAUCAUGGAAACACAUGUACGCACCCAAUUUGGAUAAUGCUCUAAUAAAAUGGUUUCAACAAAGAAGAGAUAUUCAUCCAUUAUCCCGUACAAUUAUUCGAGAAAAAGCAAUAUUAUUUAAUAAAAUGCUGAAUGGUCCUCCCGAUUUUAAAGCGAGCUACGGUUGGCUGGAUAAAUUUAAAAAAAGAAAUGGUAUUCAACUUUUUGAAAUAAAAGGCAAAUUAAACAAUUCGGAAAAUGCAAAACACUUUUCUAUGUAUUUAAGAGAUAAAAUUGCUUCUGAAAAUUUAUCAUUAGAAAAUGUGUACAAUGCCGAUGAAUCGGGAAUUUAUUGGAGGACAUUGGUGUCUUGUAUUCUAUCUCAUGAAAAGGAAAGAGAAUUUUGUCACGAUAUUUUAGAAGCCAAAGAUAUAAUAAAAGAUCGUGUAACAACUUUAUUUUGUGCCAAUGCCACUGGAAAUAAUCAAAUUCCACUAUUACUAAUUGGAAAAGAAGAAACACCUGAAUGUUUAAAAGAUUUAUCAUUGAAAACUGAAAAUGCUAGAUGUUUUAAAAUGAUAAAAAAUAUUGAUGUUUUUUAUACAAAUCAAAGUAGUGCAUGGAUGGAUAAAAUUAUAUUCAAGCAAUGGUACAAGGAGAUUUUCAUUCCACAUGCCUUAGAAUUUCAACGUAAAUCGGGAACAAAAGGGAAAAUUCUUCUAAUUCUUGACAAUGCACCAUGUCAUCCAUCGCGCGAUGAAUUAAAUGCAAUUAAUAAGAAUAUUCAAGUUAUCUAUUUACAUCCCAACGUAACUGCCACAAUUCAACCAAUGUAUCAAUUAAUAUCAUUCACAAAAAAAUAUUAUAAACAAAAUUUGUUAAAGCGCCUAUUAUCAUUUGCCAAUAGUGUAGACGGUGUCGAUGAAUUUUUACGAAUUUUCAAUUAUCGUGAUUGUUUUGAACUUUUGAAUAUUGCAUGGAAUACACAACAAUUUUCAACUCUGCAAAAUGUUUGGAAAUGCAUUUUGGGUGAUUCUUAUCAAACAGAUGAGAAUAAUAUCUCAACUAAUAUUGAGGAUACAUGGAAAUUACCCAAUGAAAUUACCAAUGAAUUGUUUCAAAUUUUAUAUGGUUCAAAUUUCACAGUUAAUGUACUUAAAGAGAUUUGUCUAAAUUGGUAUAAAUCAAAAGAUGAUGAUUGUGGCUGGGAGCCAUUGUCGGACAAUGAUAUUUUAAAUUUUGUUAUUAAUAAAAACGAAACGAUAAAUAUGAGUGAUGAAUUUGUAAAUAGUGAGAGAUUGUCAAACAGUGAUAUUAAAAAUUUUAAUAUUAGAAAUAAAAAAAAGAAGACGAAAAUAAUAAAGGAAAAUAGUGACAGUGAUUUAUCAUCGUCAAGCAGUGAUGUCGUGCGAUUUAAUGACACAAUUGAAAUAGAGAGUGUGAUAAUAAAAGAAGAAAUCAUUUUGGAUUCAGAUACGAUUUUCGAAUCGUAAUAUUUUUAAAUUGUAAUUAAUUUUUCAUCUUAUUUAUGCGUACAACUUGAAAAUAUAUUUAUAUUUAUAUUUAAAUAACAAGAAAAUAAAAUAUUUCACAUUCCAUGUGAAAAUGAUUUAAA
Messenger RNA from Leptopilina boulardi, 1826 nucleotides. RefSeq names its product jerky protein homolog-like. The transcript is spliced from 3 exons. Gene Ontology annotation, molecular function: DNA binding. The record is from RefSeq and is a predicted model, not a curated record. The coding region runs from base 154 to 1704 and encodes 516 amino acids. Lineage: Eukaryota; Metazoa; Arthropoda; Insecta; Hymenoptera; Figitidae. Gene Ontology annotation, cellular component: nucleus.